Penicillium maclennaniae is the source of this 819-nucleotide messenger RNA. Its product is annotated as triose-phosphate isomerase. The record is from RefSeq and is a predicted model, not a curated record. Gene Ontology annotation, molecular function: triose-phosphate isomerase activity. Lineage: Eukaryota; Fungi; Ascomycota; Eurotiomycetes; Eurotiales; Aspergillaceae. The transcript is spliced from 2 exons. Gene Ontology annotation, biological process: glycerol catabolic process; gluconeogenesis; glycolytic process. Bases 1 to 819 code for a protein of 272 amino acids. Gene Ontology annotation, cellular component: cytosol.
AUGGCGCCUACGACCUACCCUGUGAUUCCGGAGAAACUACUCCUCAUCUCAUUGAAGAUGUAUUUUACCCCAGAGCGCACCCUCAGCUACGUUCGCGGCCUCCUCGACCCCGCAAACGAGAUCGUCCAUCCCCAAAACCGCGAGAAGCUCUUGCUCGCUCUUAUCCCAGACUUCCUGACCAUCUGGCCAUCUCGCUGCCUCCGGGAUCCCCACGUCGCCCCGCCAUUCUUCCUCGGCGCCCAGGACUGCAUGUGGGAAGAGUACGGUGCUUACACCGGCGAGGUAUCACCAGCCGCAAUCAAGUCUCUCGGCUGCUCCAUCGUUGAAUUGGGUCAUGCUGAGCGCCGUGCCAUCUUCGGCGAGACCGAUGAGCAGACCGCGCGCAAGGCCGCUGCUACAAGUGCCCAGGGGAUGAUCCCCCUCGUCUGCGUCGGAGAAGUCACUGCCCCGGGAGCCGUGGCCUCGGAGGCGGUCGGGCAGGCCGUGUCCGAAUGCGCAGUUCUUGUCCGAGCUGUGCUGGAUGCUAUCCCCGCCGAUGCACCCGUCAUCUUCGCCUACGAGCCCGUGUGGGCAAUCGGUAAACCCAAGCCGGCGGGCGUCGACCACGUCGCCGCAGUCGUGGAGGGCAUCCGCGGUGUCGUUGGGUCUCGUCCCGGCACGGCGCGAGUUCUCUACGGUGGCAGCGCGGGGCCCGGUCUCUGGGGCGCGGGCGGCCUGGGCAAAGCCGUCGAUGGCAUGUUCCUGGGCCGAUUCGCGCACGAAAUUGAAGGCGUACGCAAAGUCGUCCGCGAGGUGGAGGAGACAUUGGGUGUCGCCUGA